Molecule: messenger RNA, 323 nt
Organism: Staurois parvus
Lineage: Eukaryota; Metazoa; Chordata; Amphibia; Anura; Ranidae
Source: the annotation of a GenBank genome assembly
UGCAGGAAGGAAAAUUUAUGGCUUGCUUUAGAGCAGGGGUCUCCAAACUUUGUAAACAAAGGGAGUAGAAAAAGUCCUGGUGUCAGUGGCAGUAAAAAGUGGCCCAUGACUGGUGGCAGUGGGAGGAAUAGUGUCACACUAUUGGUAUCAGCGGGAGGAAUAGUGUCACACUACUGGUAUCAGUGGGAGGAAUAGUGCCCCACCAUUGGUAUCGGCGGGAGGAAUAGUGCCCCAUCAUUGGUAUCAGCGGUAGGAAUAGUGCCUCAUCAUUGGUGUCAGUGGGAGGAAUAGUGCCCCAUCAUUGGUAUCAGUGGGAGGAAUAG